AUGGACAAAGCAAUUUGGCUACUGGUUGUAACACAGUACAUAUUUCAGACAUCAAGUGGUCUGAAGUGUGGCCAAGUAAAGAAAACUUCUAGAACAGUUUUGUUGGAGUGGCCAGAAUUUCCAAAAGGAAGGCAUCCAGAUUUUUAUGUUGUAACCUACCACCUCACAGAUGACUUUGUUCAAAAAAAUGUGAAAAGUGUUUCUACAAUCCAAGUAAAAGCACAGAAUGUUACAAUUCUUCUUGAAGAAGAGAGGAAAUACAAUGUGAUGGUACAGUCGCUGAAGAAUGGGAAAAUUCUAUAUGCAGAAUCAUUCAAGACAUAUGGAAUUUCAGACAAUAUUGUCAAAACACAUGCAACAAGUACAAGUGUCUUGUUUAACUUGAGUAUACUGGCUGAUGAUUUUUCCAUUGAAAUUUCACAUAAUAACAUUUCUCAGAUGCUUAAACAUAACGAAGUCUUCUAUGAAUGGACUGAUCUGAGGCCUGCAACUUUGUACAUGUUUACCCUUGAAUUUAAACAACUUCAUUUGGAAUUUAUUAAUGUGUCUCAAAUACUGGAUGUUGAAAUUGAAACAGGUUCAUGUUCAGAUGGCUGGACAGCUUUCAAACAGAACUGUUAUAAAGUAAGUAAAGAAAGCCUGCCAUGGAGUAUGGCACAACAAAACUGUGGAUUAUUUUCAAGCAGAGCACAUCUUGUUGAUAUAAGAAAUAAAGAAGAACAUACAUUUUUGGCUUCUUAUCUGCAGUCAUUCAAUCAAUUAAUCAUGCUAUGGACAGGUCUUAAUGACAUUAAGGAUGAAGGACUUUUCUUAUGGACAGAUGGCUCUCUAUAUCUUGGGAAAUCUGAACUCUCUUCUCUGUCAAUGAUACCAGAAAAUGAGACAGAUUGUUAUGCUUUCCAGAGAAAUCCCGCUGCUCCAGAUUACUUCUUCGUGGGGUUUUUCUGCUAUAUCCCAUUGCCAUAUAUUUGCAAAUAUGAGUUAUCUUCUGUUCCUGAGAACUUCACAUUUAAGGUGCAGGAAGUCGACACAAAUGAAGCAGCGCUUUUUUGGAGCAAUUUGAAUGGCUGGCUUAAUUCAGGCUUUCAGCUCAAAAUUAAAUACUAUUAUGAACAUUCAGAACAAUAUUUUGAAACUUUUACUCUAAAUUCUACCCACACACAAAUUUUGCAGUUGUGCCCUGGUCAUAUUUAUAAAUUUUUAUUGUCAGCAAGGAGCCCUGAAGGGGAACAAGUUAGCUUACAUCCAGUCGUGAUGGUAGAGACAAGACCAUUAUAUUUACACCAUGUAAAGGCAACACGGGUGACAUCAUCAGAAAUAGUUUUGGAGUGGGAAUCUAGAAUCAGCUCAUGUAAUGCAACUUUUCAUCACUACUUAGUUAGCAUCUUGGAUAGCAAAACAACAAAGUGGGGAAUGAUUCCAUUUGGAAAAAUGAACACUUCUGCUGUAAUUGGAAAUAUCAAACCAUACCAUCAGUAUCAGGUACAUCUUCAGAGUGUUGCUGAAAAGGGAACUCUAAGCUGCUAUGAGGAUCCUAUGCUAAUUAUAACAGGUGUCAGCCCACCUACUAACUUAUUCAUCCAUCCAGAGGAUAUAGGAGAGGACCAUGUAACUAUCUACUGGAAACUGCCACAAGAGGGCGAAGAAUCCUACAUUCAAGCUAAACCAUUUUCAGUCAAGGAUAAAAGCAUGAUGUUUUUAGUAAACAACACAGAGAGAUUUAAAAUUGAACCCCUAAUACCUGGAAUGACUUAUGAAAUAGGAGUGGCCACAGUGACCAGUGGAAAUAGGAGUGAUCUGAAUACCAUUCAAUGCACUCUUAAACCCAAACCAGUACAGAUUGUCAUCCCUUAUGAAGUUCAUAGUAAUUCUGUAGUUUUGUUUGUUCAAAUGCCUACUGUUGGAUUAACUGAUGGUAUACAUGUCAUGAAGAAAGGAGGCCCUAAUACAACAUCAACUUUAUUGACUGAUGGGAAAGUAACUAUAGAAAACUUAACUCCAGGCACAGAAUAUGAUUUCUAUAUUUCCACCACCAGUGGAAGUAUGUUAAGUUCUUUAUACCACCUGCCAGCAAUAAGAACAUGUCUUACAGUUCCACUAAAUAUACGUGAAGGCAGAGUUACAGAUAUUUCAAUACAGAUUAUUUGGGAUCAGGCAGCUGGAAACUUUCAGCAGUAUGAAGUGACAUGCACAAAUUGUGCAGGUACUUUCAUGGUCCAAAAAGUCAAGAAAGAAAUUGCAGAAUUUUCCAAUCUAACCCCUGGCUUGAAAUAUAACUUUACAAUUAAAACGGAAAAAGAGGGAUACAAAGACAGCCUUCCUGUAAGCAUACAAAUAGAUACAGUGCCAAGCUCAGUUAAACAUGUGAAUUUCAAUAAGGACUCUAAGUCAAUAACUGUUACCUGGCCACCAGUACUAGGUGUAUUUGAUGGAUACAUCAUUACACUGAUUUGCAAAAACUACAGCAACAUUACAUUGGCUUGCAAAAACUAUAGUAAAGAAGAAAGGCCAUCUUCAGACAUAAGAAAGUUCAAAUUUGAUGGUCUUUCUCCGGGAGCUGAUUACUUUAUUAAAAUUAUUACUACUAAUAGAUUAAAGAGAAGCCUCCCCACCACUCUGAGAAUUAGCACUUAUCCAGAUCCACCUGUAGAUUUACAGGCUUUUGGAGUAGAAGAGAAUGCAGUUUACUUGUCAUGGGAAUUGCCAGGUGGGGGCUAUGAUAAUUUUGAGCUUUCUUAUGGCUUGGCAGCAAGCAGUGACACUCCUCAUACAAUCACAGUUCCUGCUUGCAGGGCUGUAGUGAAAAAUCUGAUGCCUGGAGCAGACUACAACUUUCAAGUAAAGACAAUUAAAGGGAACGAUUUCAGCACAGCUGUGAGGAAAAAAAUCACUACAAAACCAAAGGGGAUAUGUGGUCUAACCUUAACACUGGUAAAUACUUCCUCUGCCACAUUAAUGUGGAAUCCAAGCAAGACAAAUUUCACCCAUUAUAAAGCAACUGUAUCAAACAGUACAUUCACAAAGGAAUAUACUGUAUUAGGAAAUCAGACACAUCACACCGUUGCAGAUCUGACUGCUGGUGGGAUUUAUAAUUUCACAAUCCAGAGAGUAAAAGGCAGUGUUGAAGGUGUGAUUGCCUUUACUCAAAUUAUUGCAGAGCCUGAAAUGCCGCAGAAACUAAAAGUCUUCAACUUGUCAUCACAUUCCUUUUCUCUGUGCUGGAGGCUACCUCGUGGAUAUGUGGAAAGGUUUCAUGUGCGUCUCAUACCUCUUCAUGGCUUUGUUUCUAUCCAAGAUGUGGGAGGUGGGGAGUAUCAGGCUGAUUUUUCAAGCACCACUCCCGGAACAACAUACAAUGUGACUAUUUCUUCAGUUACCUCUUCAGUGUACAGCUCACCUGUCAGCAAAACAGUGACAACUAAUGUAACUAAUCCAGGACCUCCUGUUUUCCUUGCGGGGGAAAGAGUUGGAUCUGCAGGAAUUCUCCUCUCUUGGAACACACCACCACAUCCAAAUGGGAGGAUUAUAUCCUACAUUGUUAAAUAUAAGGAAGUUUGCCCUUGGAUGCAAAAUACUUACACUCAAGUUACAACAAAGCCGGAUAGUUUGGAGGUCCUUCUUACCAAUCUUAAUCCUGGAACAACUUAUGAAAUUCAGGUUGCUGCUGAAAACAGUGCUGGUAUUGGAGUAUUUAGUGACCCAUUUCUCUUUCAAACUGCAGAAAGUGCUCCAGGGAAAGUAGUGAAUCUCACAGUUGAAGCAUUCAACCAUUCAGCUGUCAAUCUGAUUUGGUUUCUGCCUCGGCAGCCAAACGGAAAAAUAACCAGUUUUAAAAUUAGUGUGAAGCAUGCACGGAGUGGGAUAGUAGUGAAAGAUGUCUCUGUUAAAGUAGAGGAUCUUCUAUCUGGACGGUUACCAGAGUGUAACGAUAACAGCGAAUCAUUUUUGUGGAGUACUACCACUCCUUCAACUACUUCUAGUAAACCUACUAUAUUUAUCCCAAGUACAGUUGCUCCCAGCAAAAUGAGCUCUGUCUGGAAUGAACCUAUCAGUUUUGUUGUGACUAAUCUCAGGCCAUACACUACUUACCUUUUUGAAGUUUCUGCAGUUACCAUUGAAGCAGGUUACAUUGACAGUGCAAUUGUAAGGACACCAGAAUCAGUUCCAGAAGAUCCACCUCAAAAUUUUGUCAGAGGCAACAUCACUGGAAAGUCUUUCUCAGUUUCUUGGGAACCACCAACCAUUGUUACUGGAAAGUUUAGCUACAGAGUUGAAUUAUAUGGACCAUCUGGCCAUAUUUUGGAUAACAGCACAAAAGACCUCAAGUUUACCUUUAAUAAUCUAAUACCAUUCACAACAUAUGAUGCUUUUGUUGCUGCUGAGACAAGUGCUGGGGUGGGGCCAAAGUCCAACCUAACUGUUUUCACACCUGCAGGAGUUCCUGGACCUGUAUUUGAUUUGCAUGUGGCAGACGAAGCAGCAACCUUUAUUAGAAUUGCUUGGAAGAAACCACAGCAACCAAAUGGAAUCAUCACACAGUACAGAGUAAAAGUUUUGCUUGAGGACACAGGGGAAACUCUUGAAGAUACAAUUCUAACAGAAAAAAAUAAGCAUUUUAUUGAAUCUGUGGAUCCAGAUUUGAUAAAUGAAUAUACACCAUCUUUCACAUGGAAUAAAAUAGACACAGUAACCGAAGGUUCAGCUGAGAUGUUUCCGACAGUGCACACAUUUUCUCCAGUGAAAUUUACUAGUAUAGCUGGUGAUAAUUUUCCUACUCUGAAUGAAGUUGCAGAACUACAUGCAGAAUCAGCUGAGCAGCUGUCAUAUCUUGUAAAUGGACUCCAGCCUUUCACUAAAUAUGUAAUUGCUGUGUCUGCUUUUACAAUCAUUGGAGAAGGACCACCAGCUAUUCUCAUUGCUAGGACAAGUGAACAAGUUCCAAGCUCCGUAAAAAACAUAAAUUAUAAAAAUAUUAGUUCAUCCUCAGUUUUGCUGUCUUGGGAUAUACCAAUAAAUCCCAAUGGAAAAAUCACACAUUACACAGUUUAUGCAAUGGAGCUGGAUACAAACAGAGCUUUUCACUUGACUACAUCAAAUAACAGCAUCUUAAUUACAGGUUUGAGAAAGUAUACAAAUUAUAAAAUGAGGGUAGCAGCUUCUACUACAAUAGGAGAAAGUGCUCUGUCCGAAGACAAUGAUAUUUUUGUGAGAACACCUGAAGAUGAACCCAGUUCGCCACCAAAGAAUGUCGAGAUACUAGAAGUGACAGCCACAGAAAUAAAUUUAAGAUGGUCACCACCAGAAAAGCCUAAUGGGAUCAUAACUCAUUAUGAAAUUAUAUAUGAUGAUGCCACUACUUUAAUUUUUAAAAAUACUACAGCGACAAACCUUCUUUUAAAUGGCUUGAAACCAUUCACUCUGUAUAACAUUUCUGUCCUGGCAUUCACUCGCCUUGGUCAUGGGAAUCAGUCAUCUGCCCUGUUAUCUGUACGAACGGCUGAAACUGUACCAGACUUCCCACCACAAAACAUAACCUACAGGAACAUAUCUUCUUCAGAAAUAGAGUUAUCAUUUUACCCCCCAUCUGUCCCCAACGGGAUUAUAGAGAGCUAUACUAUAUAUCUCAGAGAGGCUGAUGGAACUGAUGAAAGAAUCAUCAACACCACUCAUCUGUCACUAAUUAUUACAGGUUUAAAAAUCUAUACAAAAUACAUAGUUGAGGUGUCUUCAAGUACUGUAAAAGGGGAAGGUGCUCGCAGUGCACCGCUGAACAUAUUGACUGAUGAAGAUGCUCCUAGUUCUCCUCCACAAUUGCUCACGGUAAAACAGUUGUCUGGUGUCAAUGUGAAGUUGUCAUGGCAACCACCACUGGAGCCAAAUGGAAUUAUCCUCUAUUACACAGUUCAUGUCUGGAAUGACAUGUCAAGAAGAAGUAUUAAUGUAACAGAUACAUCACUACAGAUUGCAGAUCUUGAAAAUAACAGGGAAUAUAGUGUUUAUGUAACUGCAAGUACCAGAUUUGGUGAUGGAAGCAUGAAGAGCAACAUGACUAGUUUCAGGACAUCUGAAGGAGCUCCAAGUGACCCACCUAAAAAUGUGUGGUAUAAAAAUCUGACUUCCUCAUCAAUACAAAUAUUCUGGAAUGCUCCUCAUAAGCCCAAUGGGAUCAUACAAUUUUAUUCAGUUUACUACAAAAAUGAUUCAGGCACUUACAUACAGAAUUUUACCAGUUUCACUAUUGACAUUCUUGCUGACAACUCGACUUUGUCUACAGUAUUAAACAAUUUAGCAAAAUGGAGCCACUACACACUUUGGUUAACAGCACACACAGCGUUUGGAAAUGGAAACCAAGUCAGUGAAAUCAUCCAAUUAUACACAGAUCAAGAUAUUCCUGAUGGACCUAUUCAACAUCUGGCCUAUCAAAACAUUUCUUCCACUGCUGUAAAUAUAAGCUGGAUGCCCCCAGCCCAACCAAAUGGAAUAGUCUUUUAUAAUAUUUCGCUGACAAUACCAGGUGCUCAAAGGGACUACGAGAUUUGGUCACUCAUUUCGUAUGAUAUAAACAUAGUUUUUGAUAAACUGGAAAAAUAUACCAGUUAUCUUCUAAAAAUUACUCCGGCAACAGAAAAAGGACCAUCUGAAACACAUACUACUAUCCUGCACAUCAGAACUGAAGAAGAUGUUCCAGACUCUGAACCUAUCAUGACAUCUUACAAAAACCUUUCAUCUACCUCAGUGAUGUUAUCCUGGGAUCCUCCAGCUCUGCCAAAUGGCAUUAUAAUAAGCUAUGACUUAAAGCUUCAUGGAGCAGAAAGAAAUGAUUCUUUCACUAUCUCUGAUAAUUCAGUCAUUUUAAAAGAUCUUUCACCCUUUACACUGUACAGUUUUUUUGCUUCUGCAAGAACUGUAAAAGGACUUGGCCCAUAUGCUGUACUGAUGUUCUCUACAGAUGAAUCAGUUCCAUUGGCUCCUCCUGAGAAUCUGACAAUUAUCAAUUACACAUCUAAUUCUGUGAGGCUAAAAUGGAAUCCAAGUCCUCAGCCAAAUGGUGUUAUUAGAAGAUAUGUUUUUAACAUUUUUGAUAACAGCAGUCAAACUACAUUUUAUCAGAAUAUUUCAGGUCCACACAAUGAAGCUGAUGUUCUUGGACUUGAACCAUUCAGCAUUUACUUCAUCAGUGUUUCUGCAUUCACAAAAGUUGGAAAUGGCAAUCAAUUCAGUAACCUUGUACAAUUCACAACAAUGGAAUCAGCUCCAGAUAUUGUCCAAAAUAUCCAGUGUACUGCAACCAGUUGGCAGUUAGUCGUAGUCCAGUGGGACCCUCCUUUGAAGACAAAUGGGAUUAUUACCCAUUACAUCAUAACAUUUGGAUGGAAUUCAACAAUAGUAUCUUCUGAUAAUGAAACAGUGCAUACUUUCGGAGACUUAUUAUCAAAUACCUCUUACCAGUUUAAAAUAAAAGCUGCAACAGCUGCUGGGGAAGGAAAAGAACAGAUAUGCAAUGCCAGCACAUUUCCAGAAACAGCUCCCAGUGCUCCUAGAGAUAUAGCAUUUGCAAAUGUACAAUCAACACGUGUGACCUUGAGAUGGAGAAUGCCAGUUACUAUCUUUGGCUACUUUCAAAACUACAAGAUUACCGCACAGUUACGAUCUGUCCACUGCAUUAACUGGGAAGCUGUUGAAUGUAUUGAAUAUGAGAAGGAGCAAUAUUCCUAUCUUGCUGGAGAUUUUACAGAGGAAACAGUGUAUGAUCUGAAAAAAUUCAGAUGGUAUAGAUUUAGAGUUUCUGCUAGCACGAAUGCUGGUUAUGGCAGCUCUUCACCUUGGAUUUCUACACAAACUCUUCCUGGCUUUCCAGAUGCUCCUCCAGAAAAUGUAACUGUAGUAGUUACAUCUCCUUAUAGUAUUAAUAUCAGCUGGAAUGAGCCUGGCAUCAUUACAGGACCAACAUUCUACCUCAUUGACAUUACCUCAGUGGAUACAGAUGACUAUAAAGCUUCAUUUGUCAAAACAAAUGAUGAGGAUAAAACCCUUAAUAUUUCAGGCUUAAGGGCAUUCACAAGGUAUUCUGUAGUAGUCACUGCCUUUACAGGAGAUAUACAUGCUGCACAUAUUGAAGGCAAGUCUAGCACGUCUGUUAUUGUUUCCACUUUUGAAACAGUGCCUAGAGAACCACUUAACAACAUAACAUUUCAGAAGAUACCUGAUGAAGUAACGAAAUUUCAGAUGACUUUUAUACCACCGUCUGAACACAAUGGCAAUAUUCAGGUAUAUCAAGCUAUGGUGUACAAAGAAGAUGACCCAACUGUCUUCCAGGUCUAUAAUUUAAGUAUUGUAGACAGAACAAACAAGUCAGUCACUGCCAUGAUAGAAGGACUAAAAGGAGGACAUACAUAUAAUAUCAGUGUGUAUGCCAUCAAUGGUGCUGGUGCAGGGCCAAAGAUUCAACUCAAAAUCACAACAGACAUUAAAGAACCAUCAAGGCCAAGUAAGAGGCCAAUGCCAGUUUAUGAUACCAGUGGAACUCUACUUGUCACCGCUACAACAAUUACAAUUCGUAUGCCAGUUUGCUAUUAUAAUGAUGAUCAUGGGCCUAUCAAGAAAAUACAAAUUCUUGUUGCAGAAGCAGGAGUUCAGCAUGAUGGCAAUGUAACUAAGUGGUAUGAUGCCUACUUCAAGAAACCAAGACCUUAUUUUGUAAAUGAGGGCUUUCCAAACCCUCCAUGUACAGAAGGAGAUGAAGGACUAAGCAGUAAAGAAGAAGAUAUGUAUGUAAUAGGGGCAGAUAGUACAUGUAUGAUACCAGGAAGUGAAGAAAAAAUUUGUAAUGGCCCAUUGAAGCCCAGAAAACAGUACUUAUUUAAGUUCAGGGCUACAAAUAUCAAAGGCCAAUUUACAGAUUCAGACUACUCGGAUCCCAUCAAAACUUUAGGUGAUGGACUGUCUGAAAGAGCUGUAGAAAUAAUACUUGCAGUUACUUUGUGUAUACUCUCUGUAAUUCUUCUUGUGGCUGCAAUUUAUGCUUUUGCAAGAAUACGACAAAAGCAAAAAGAAGGAGGCACAUACUCUCCACGGGAUGCAGAAAUUAUUGACACUAAAUUCAAGCUAGAUCAGUUGAUCACAGUGGCAGACCUGGAAAUGAAGGAUGAGAGAUUUACACGAUAUUCUUCCUUUUUCUUUAGACGCAAGGAGAUAUUUGUCAUCCAGUUACUUAGUUAUAGAAAAUCCAUCAAGCCAAUAGGCAAGAAAUGUUUUCUACAACAUGUUGAAGAGCUUUGUACAAACAACAACCUAAAGUUUCAGGAAGAAUUUUCGGAACUUCCCAAGUUUCUUCCAGAUCUUGCCUCAGCCGAUGCGGACCUUCCUUGGAACAGAUCUAAAAAUCGUUUUCCAAACAUCAAGCCGUAUAAUAAUAACAGAGUGAAGCUAAUGCCUGAUGCUAGUAUACCUGGAUCUGAUUACAUCAAUGCCAGCUAUGUGUCUGGCUACUUAUGUCCAAAUGAAUUUAUUGCUACUCAAGGACCAUUACCAGGCACGGUGGGGGAUUUCUGGAGAAUGGUAUGGGAAACCAGAGCAAAAACACUUGUCAUGCUUACUCAGUGUUUUGAAAAAGGACGGAUAAGAUGUCAUCAGUACUGGCCUGAAGACAACAUACCAGUGACUGUUUUUGGAGAUAUAGUGAUUACUAAAUUAGUGGAAGACAUUCAAAUAGACUGGACCAUCAGAGAUCUAAAAAUUGAAAAGCAUGGGGAUUGUAUGAUGGUACGUCAGUGUAACUUUACUGCCUGGCCUGAACAUGGAGUACCUGAAACAAGUGUAUCGUUAGUCCAUUUUGUAAAGCUGAUCCGUGCCAGCCGAGCACAUGAUAGUACACCCAUAGUUGUUCACUGCAGUGCUGGAGUUGGAAGAACAGGAGUUUAUAUUGCCCUCGACCAUUUAACGCAGCAUAUAAAUGACCAUGACUUUGUGGAUAUUUAUGGACUUGUAGCAGAGCUGAGAAGUGAAAGAAUGUGUAUGGUACAGAAUCUGGCACAAUAUAUUUUUUUACACCAGUGUGUUUUGGAUUUACUGACGAUCAAGAGGAGCAGCCAGCCUGUAUGUUUUGUUAAUUAUUCAGUACUACAAAAGAUGGACUCUUUGGAUGCCAUGGAAGGUGAUGUGGAACUAGAGUGGGAAGAAACUACCAUGUAAAUAUACGGAUGAAACCUUAUUUUGUUUCAAGAAACAAAUGGUAUUUUUUUUAACAUCAGGGGCCAAAAUAUAUCCCCUUCUUACAAUUAAAUAAGAGCAAAGAGUCGUUUUGUAAAAAAUAAAAUAAAAAGUUAUAGUUUAUACUCUAUUUAUGUGCCUUCACAAAUACUAUAAAUUAUUAAAUGAUACUUUUAUACAGAGUGCAGUCCUAUUAUUAUAAUAAAAAUAUUGUAUGCAAUGCUUGCAGUCCGGCAAUAUUUCAUCACAAUUAAGUCCUGUUGACAUCAAUUGAACCUAAACAUUUAACUGUAUGUUUUGUCCCACCAAUUUCAUUGGAAUUUAGGGCUGAAUUAGAUUUAUCUAAUUAAUGUUUCCAUGUCCUUUUCUCUCCUUUUCCUAGUAACAUCUCGUACAAUAAUAACCUAUGAUAAGAUAUCACUACUGUACAUAUUCAUGCUACCAAAAGCUAAUGACAUGUGGUGGGCAGACAAAUAUACAGUGCAGUGUAACACCAUCACAUCAUAACACUAGAAGCCAGGGUCACCCAAGGCCUGUUCAGGCAUUCUGUAUCUAAAUAAGGUAAACAUGCACCAAGAGGGAAUGCUCCUUGCCCCUCUCCUUCAUCACAUUCAUUGGCUUCCACUCUUGCAGGGCGACUGUCUGAAGAGGAGAGCUUCUUGUAUCCAUGGAGGCUCUCCACGCAAGCCAGAACACUGAUUUCCCAGUGUUCUGGCUCCCAUGGGAGAGCCAUGAUGGAUAGAGGAGGCCCUCCUGUUCAGAGAGUCACCCUCCAUGAGUAGAGGGCAAUGAACAUGAA
Messenger RNA from Elgaria multicarinata webbii, 11008 nucleotides. RefSeq names its product protein tyrosine phosphatase receptor type Q (gene PTPRQ). Gene Ontology annotation, biological process: peptidyl-tyrosine dephosphorylation involved in inactivation of protein kinase activity. Gene Ontology annotation, cellular component: signaling receptor complex. Bases 1 to 10191 code for a protein of 3396 amino acids. Gene Ontology annotation, molecular function: protein tyrosine phosphatase activity; protein binding. The record is from RefSeq and is a predicted model, not a curated record. The transcript has 63 exons. Lineage: Eukaryota; Metazoa; Chordata; Lepidosauria; Squamata; Anguidae.